Messenger RNA from Stereum hirsutum FP-91666 SS1, 1445 nucleotides. RefSeq names its product NADH oxidase. The record is from RefSeq and is a predicted model, not a curated record. The coding region runs from base 1 to 1359 and encodes 452 amino acids. Gene Ontology annotation, molecular function: oxidoreductase activity; FMN binding. Lineage: Eukaryota; Fungi; Basidiomycota; Agaricomycetes; Russulales; Stereaceae. The transcript has 2 exons.
AUGUCAGCCCGCUGGCCCUCCGAGGAUGUUGAUCCCGCUCCUCUUGGUCAACCCCUCCAUUUCACCUUCUCAGGCCGUACCGCUCCCAACCGUUUCCUAAAAUCUGCCAUGACCGAACGUCUCUCCUCCUUCCACCCCACCGACCUACCCGCUCGCGGAGUCCCGUCUUCCAACUACGUCAACCUCUACCGACGAUGGGGCGAAGGUCAAAUCGGUCUCAUGCUCUCUGGCAAUAUUCAGAUCGAGUACGACCAUCUCGAGGCGGCGGGGAACGCCAUUAUAACCAAGAACGAGAAGUUUGAGGGCGAGAGGUUCGAGAGGUUUAAGGAGGCGGCGAGCGAGGGGAAGAAGCAUGGGAGUUUGUUCGUGGGGCAGGUUAGCCAUCCUGGACGACAAGUCCCUGAUACGGUCCAGGAACAUCCCAUCUCUGCGAGCGACAUUCAGCUGCAUGGCAGUGUUAUCGGCUUGACAUUCGCGAAGCCGCGUGCCGCCACACUCGAGGACAUACAGAACAUCGUGAACGGAUUCGCCCAUGCUGCCCUCUAUCUCGAAAAGGCCGGCUUCGACGGUAUCCAGCUGCACGGCGCCCACGGCUACCUCAUCGCCCAAUUCCUCGCGCAGACCACCAACAAACGGACAGACCAGUACGGCGGCUCGCUCACCAACCGUACUCGCAUCAUCGUCGAGAUCGCCCAAGCCAUCCGUAAAGCCACCUCCCCAUCCUUCAUCCUCGGCAUCAAGCUCAACAGCCAGGAGUUCCAGGAGGGCGGGCUGCAGGUGGAGGAGGCGAAGGAGGUGUGCAGGAUCUUGGAGGAGAACACGUUCGACUUCGUGGAGCUGUCGGGAGGAACGUACGAGGCUUUGGGAUGGACGUAUAAGCGGGAGAGUACGAGGAAGAGGGAGGCGUUCUUCAUCGAGUUCGCGGAAAAGAUCGUGCCGGCAUUAUCCAAGACGAGGGUCUACGUCACGGGUGGAUUCAAGACUGCUUGGGCGAUGGUCAAGGCGUUGGAAACUGUCGAUGCUGUCGGCCUGGCGCGUACGUUGUGCCAGGAGCCGCGUCUGUGUAGGGAUAUCUUGUCGGGGAAGGUGAAGGGUGCGAUCCAGCAGAGGUUCGACAUUAACGAUAUCGGGGCGUCGAAUCUGGGGGCGGGAGCGUUGUUGAGGCAUAUCAGUAAGGACUACGAGCCCGUGGAUCUGAGCUCUGAGGAGGAGAUGGCAGCUUUCCAGAAGGAUGUGACGGCAUGGCAGAAGGCGCAGGGUGGGCAGGUGGAAGGUGGCGCGUCGCUCCGUGGACGCAAAGACGGUGCGAUAUAUUGGUUCCCGGACUUGUCUGCCGCCACGCCUUAUGUUGAGGCGUAGUCCGGGCCUUCUGUUGGAACGCUAAUGGCGUCGUAGUGUAGCGAUUGUCUACGUAGCAUUUUUUGAGCAUAAUGAACGCGUAGAGG